AUGGAUGGAUCAAGUGCCCACCCCCCUGGUAAUGACGCCGACACUCUCCAGCCUAGCUCGCCCCCUUUGCUGUUUAAAGAUAUGAAGUUUUGGUUAUCUAUGACUGUUCCUCAGCGGACUCAUAUGAGACGUCAAAUUGAAGCACACGGUGGGCGAGUAGUGAUCCUGGAAAAGGAUGCUGAUAUCCUUCUCGUUGAUCAUCUAAAAAGGAGAACAAACCCGGCACUUGGAGCUCCUCGUGGAAGUGUCCGGCAGCCUACCAUCGGUCCAGCAAAACGGUAUAGGAACCCGUUUACUGCAGAAGAUGAUAAAACUCUAUACGAUUGGAUGGAAAGAUACAAACUGGCUGGUGGGGCAGUUUCUGGAAAUAAGAUAUAUCAACAAUUAGAACAACAGGUACCCAAAGCCAUUUUCAUCUAUGAGAGAGAACAAAUUCUAAACUUUCCAUUUAGCAUCCGAACCAUACAUGGUCCAUUUACCAAAGCGGACAGAGAUGUCCUCCUUGAAAAUGCGGAAGAUAUCUUGCAAGUUUCGCCAGAUGCAGAAGAUGAGAUGUGGUCGGAAUUUGCCAAAAAUGAAGUAUGUCCCCGUUACCACGUUAGUGCCCCUUGGUUUCCUAACAUGGCGGUGUUUCAGAGUAGACAUUCAGCAACAGAAUGGAAAAACUACUUUCAUACAUAUGUUCGUCCGAUCCAUGAGUCAAAAUUGAGGAAAAAGCGGCAAGCAAUGCCCAGGUACAGCAGUAUAUCCGAUACCACAAAAGGAUCACGAGGAUAUACAAGCGCGAUAGAUAGCAGGCAAACAGGCGGAAGAGGCAGUGACGCACAGAUCCCUCAAGCAAAGAGAAGGCGUACCCUGCCCGACUGCUUCGUCUCCAGUGAUGUCAAUCAUACCGGUGCAGAUAGCAGGAAAGACAGCAGCGUAGAACUAGAGUCCACCCUAUCUCGCAGCUUCUCUAUAGGGUUCUCUAAAUCACCAGUUACAUUAAGGGAAGAGUCACAUAGGCAGCACAUGAACUCCAAGCAACAAGAAAUACCCCCUCAAAGUGUCGUCCAAAAUCCAAGGCAAAGCCCGCAUUUAGUCGCGGAAGGUACACAUAACAUCAACGCCGAACAAUAUAAUGUCGAAGAUGAAGCCGAAAAGGUUGCAGAAUGGAUUAGAUCUCGAGUAUCACGCAGCCGGGGUGUGUUAUCUGAAGAGCAAGUUAAAAUGGCUCUCCGCUGUACAUCCCUGGAUCGUAUCCUUGCUGAUGAAGUGCUCAAAUAUUUUCAAGCUGGGAAGGGUAUUCCCCUCGACAUGAAAGGGGUAUGGAGUGAAGAGGACGAUGCUGCACUUCAAGGGGUAGAUCCCCGAAACAUCGCGCGCAUUGAACAGAAGCAUGGAAGAGAAGAAUUUGAUGUUCGAUUUGAAUACCUGACGGAUUUGAGUGAAGCGCUUUAUGGAGAACGGCAUUGGACAUUUCAAGCAUAUCAAACAUACACAACCUCACGAGAUAGUUAA
Messenger RNA from Trichophyton verrucosum HKI 0517, 1500 nucleotides. Its product is annotated as transcription factor Rap1, putative. The transcript is spliced from 4 exons. Gene Ontology annotation, molecular function: telomeric repeat DNA binding. Gene Ontology annotation, biological process: telomere maintenance via telomere lengthening; regulation of DNA-templated transcription. The record is from RefSeq and is a predicted model, not a curated record. NCBI's taxonomy places the organism in Eukaryota, Fungi, Ascomycota, Eurotiomycetes, Onygenales, Arthrodermataceae. Gene Ontology annotation, cellular component: shelterin complex. Bases 1 to 1500 code for a protein of 499 amino acids.